Molecule: messenger RNA, 2925 nt
Organism: Cricetulus griseus (Chinese hamster)
Lineage: Eukaryota; Metazoa; Chordata; Mammalia; Rodentia; Cricetidae
Source: RefSeq, a predicted model, not a curated record
AUGUCUCGGGGACCUAGAAUGUUCUCCCUUCUCCUGGUCCUCUUUCUGAGCCACAGAGGUGCAUGUCAGAGAGACCCAAGCUCCAGGCAGGAUUUACACCCAUUGUUGCAGAAAAUGGCGGAAGAAAUAAUAGAGGGAAGCUAUCUGAAUGCAUUACUGGAUCUCAUACAGUUUGAAAGCUCCCAUGUGUGGACUGCAGACCUGUCCCACAGAGUCCUUGCUUAUCUGAACUCACGGAAUUUGGCUUUUACCAUCCCCAGCCUGCAGGCAGUCAUGGAAACCCACCUGGAGCAGUAUUUGUACCAGCCCCAGAAGCUGCUGGAGGACCUGAGGGACACUGAUGCCCAGCAGUUCCGAACUGCCAUGAAAUGCCUUUUAGAAGACAAGUGGGACCCCCUGGAUCUGAAAGACACUGUCAUCAACUUAGGAGACAUUUGGAAAGAGGCCCUUCAGAGCCCUGGUGUGAACCGCAGCCUGUUUCUCAUCACUCUGGAGCGCUGUUUCCAGGUGCUGAACCCCUUGGAGUGUGUGGAGGUCCUGAGCAGGGUGCUCAGAGGCUCCUCGGGCAGCUUUCUGCAACCGGAUGUCACAGAGAGGCUACCCCAGGACCUUCGUGAGGAUGCCUUUAAGAACCUAUCUGCAGUGUUCAAAGACCUCUAUGACCAAACCUCAGCUCACACCCAGAGAGCUCUCUACUCUUGGAUGACUGGGAUCCUGAGGACACCCUUCAACAUCACCGAUGGCUCAGUUUCAUGGGUCAGUGCAGAAAAAUUAUGGAUUUUGGGCAGAUACAUGGUUCACCUAUCAUUUGAAGAAAUUAUGAAAAUCAGUCCUAUAGAAAUUGGGCUGUUUAUCAGCUAUGACAACGCCACCAAGCAGCUGGACACCGUGUAUGAUGUCACCCCUGAACUGGCUCAGGCAUUUCUGGAGAGGAUCCGAUGCUCCAGCUUUGACAUGAGGAAUAUCUCCACCAUCCACAGGUUGGGGCUGUUGGUUUGUUUCUAUGAUGGUCUGGAGCUGCUGGACGCCACCCUGGCCCAAGUCCUUCUCCACCAGAUGCUCAAGUGCAGCCGCCUCCAGGGCUUCCAGACUGGCAUUCAGAAGCUCAAGGCCAACCUCCUGGACAUCGCUACACAGAACCAGACCCUCAAUGAGACCCUGGGCUCUCUGUCAGAUGCAGUUGUGGGUCUGAGCAUCAGUGAGCUGGAAUCCCUCUCCCCUGAAGCAGUGCACAGUGCCAUCUCUACCCUCAGCCAGGUUACAGGCUGGAGCAGAGGCCAGAUCCACAUCUUGUCUGCCAAGUACUUGGCCCAGGAAAAGGUGCUGUCCUUCUACAACAUCAGCCAGAUGGGUGUGCUGCUGGCAGGGGUCAGCACACAAGCCUUCUACCACAUGGACCACAAGGAUCUCUGGCAGGUCCUGAGAAGCCCUGUUUCCCAGCAUGUGUCUGAUUUGUCACCUGUCCAGCAGCAAGGCAUCCUCAGCAAGCUGAUGGAAACAGAAGAUGCACCUGCUUCAGGCAUUGCAGAGAUGCCAAGAGCUCUCUUUAAGGAAGUCUCUCUCUAUGAUUUGUGGAAAGAAACCCAGUUCAACACUACAGUCCUGAAGGAAAAGGAGCUUCGAAGGAGCCAGGCCUUGUUCCUGUAUGAGCUUCUGGGGAAGACCACAGAAAGGCCGGAGGAGAUCCUGAGUGCUGGACAACUGGUGAAAGGUAUGCAGUGCUCACACAUUGAUGCCAUGAAUGCCCAUGUCUUCCUGGCCCACUACCAGUAUUUUGAGAACAACUUCUCCAUGCUUUCACCAAAUCAGAUCAAUUGUUUGGCAUGGAAAUACUGGGAAGUUUCAAGGUCCUCCUUGCCACCAUUCCUCUUGGCUACCCUCCCGUCCCGCUUUCUGGCUUCAGUUACCACCUCUCGCUGUGUGCGUUUUCUGAUCAGCCUGGGGAAGAGGCACUUGGACACCUUGGUCUUAGAUUCCCAUAAAAGGAGUUUGGUCAUCAGGAAGGUGCAACAGUGUCUGGAUGGUGUCAUCUCGGAUGAGUACACUGUGGACAUUGUGGGGAAACUCCUGUGCCAUUUGCCAGCCACCUUCAUUGAGAGAGGGAUCUCACCCAGAGCCUGGGCUACCACUCUGCAUGGCCUCAGAGGCUGCACAGCUCUCAGCUCUGAGCAGAAGGCUGCAGUGAAGUUCAGGCUUCUGGAGCAGUGGGGACCACCUCAGAACUGGACAUUGGAGACGACAAAGGACUUGGCACCUUUCUUAGCAUUUUUCUCAGGAAAUGAAUUGCACACGAUUGCCACAAAGUUUCCUGAUAUCCUACAACAAACAGCUUCCAAGAUGGUUGGGGUGUUGCCCCCCAAAGAAUUCCUCUGGGCUGUCUUUGAGUCUAUUUGGAACAGUAGUAAUGAGAGCCCCAGCUUUGACCCCACCUUUGGUUGCCAUGGAGUUGUGGCUCCCUCUUCAGAUGACAUCUUCAAGUUGGCUGAAGCCAAUGCCUGCUGGGACCCUGAGGUCCUUCUCUGCAUGGAGGAGGACACUUUUAUCAGGAAUGUGGAGUUGCUAGGGGCCGUGAAGGGUUUCAGCCGGCCUCAGCUGAUGGCCCUGAAAGAGAAGGCAAUCCAGGUUUGGGACAUGCCUUCCCACUGGAAACAACACCACAUCAUCUCUUUGGGGCACAUUGCUCUGGCUCUCAAUGAGAGUGAGUUGGAACAGCUGGACCUCAGCUCCAUAGAUACUGUAGCAUCCCUGGGACAACAGACAGAAUGGACCCCAGGACAGGCUAAAUCCAUUCUGAAGGCAUUCCUUGAAGAUUCAGGCUACGGUAUCCAUGAUCUGAAGAGUUUCCAUUUGGUUGGGCUUGGUCCUACUCUAUGUGCUAUGGACACCACUGAAAUCCCACUUAUAAAGACCUCAGAAUUCAGGUAA